AUGUCACAAGUCCUGUUUCCGUCUUUCAGCUUGGUACUCAACUCUGACCAUGGCUCAACCAUCCUGCGCGACUACGAACGGACACAAAGGCGCGAGCUCUUCGCUCCCAUGCUUGCCCCACUCACUGAUGAGGAGGGCCUCAUGCGCACUCUUGACCUCCGUCCAGCACCAGUAUUUGCAACUGACGAGCGCGACUAUUUCCUUCAGGAGCAAGAUUCUGCCUCAUUGUUCGGCGAUGCUCCCGAGAAAAAGUUCGGCUUCUAUUGGGUAGGUUCUCAUAUGUUUUUGUUCUUGGAAUACAUCGUACUCAUCAAACCGUCUUCAGCGGCACUUCAGGAUGAUAGUCGAGAGAAUCAAGGGUCUGGGAAGGUUGUGAUCCAAUGCCCGGUCUACGGCCCAGCAUUGGAAUUCUUGUCGUCGCCCUUAGGUUGGAAGGAAGGCGCUCACUCAACAGUGGUUGUCACUUUGAGGUAG
This is a messenger RNA of Laccaria bicolor S238N-H82, 474 nucleotides long. RefSeq lists its product as uncharacterized. Lineage: Eukaryota; Fungi; Basidiomycota; Agaricomycetes; Agaricales; Hydnangiaceae. The transcript is spliced from 3 exons. Bases 1 to 474 code for a protein of 157 amino acids. The record is from RefSeq and is a predicted model, not a curated record.